Molecule: messenger RNA, 1095 nt
Organism: Petromyzon marinus (sea lamprey)
Lineage: Eukaryota; Metazoa; Chordata; Hyperoartia; Petromyzontiformes; Petromyzontidae
Source: RefSeq, a predicted model, not a curated record
AACGAGUGACUGACUGAGUGACUGCGUGAGCGAGUGACUGAGUAUCUGGGUCACCUAUCGAUCCUUUUUCGAUAUCCGAUUAGGGGAUUUGUUUUUUUUGCAAGCACGAAACAGCGCCUCCCCGUGUCAACUAACGACGAUAAACCUAGUUUGUAUGUAGUAUUUGAACAUAUUUCUUUUUUUUGUAAAUAAAAUUUUAAAAAAUUAUGUUUACCUCAAAUAACGACACAUUUUAAGUUACGUAAGUCGGCCACGUUAUACGACCGCUCCGUAUUUGCCUCAGCCGGUGGUGACGUUCAGCCGUUUAGGCCAAGACGAUGAUGAUUAUUAUAUCUUAAUACACUUACGAAAGGGGUUAGGGAGGGAUAGCAAUGUUUGUUUGUUUGUUUUAUUUGGCGGAUAAACAAAAUUGAAAAAAAAACAUUUUUUUUGCCGGUGCGACCCGUCUCUCGCCUAGCGCUUCGUGCGGGAAGCCUGCGCUAGGCCGCCGGCCAGGUGGAGGAGGAGGAGGCGCUCGUCGACUUUCGGAUCCUCGCCGCGCCUGGAAGCCGCAGCCUCUGGUGGUGGUGGUGGUGGUGGCGGUGGUGGCGGUGGUGGCGGUGGUGGCGGUGGUGGCGGUGGUGGUGGAGGAGCAGGAGGAGGUGGUGAACUUGGGACUUGCUCACGUGGUGAGCGGAUGGGCGUGAGGUGACGGAACGAGAGGCUCUACCCACCCGAGCGUGAGGGGCCAUGAUCCCCGUCACCGACCUGCGCUACUUUGCCGACACCCACCAGAGCUUCCGCGUGCUCAAGCCCUGGUGGGAUGUCUUCAUGGACUACACGGCCAUGGUCAUGAUGAUGAUCGCUGUGUUUGGCGGAACCCUGCAGGUCACCCAGGACAAGAUGAUCUGCCUGCCCUGCAAGCACUUUGAGGGCGACCGCUGCCUGGCGUCCAGGGCGGAUGUCCUGGCCGUGGUGUCGCUCAACGCCUCUCGGGAGGCCGCGGCCGCGGGCUCGUCCACCUCGUCGUCCACCGCGUCGUCCACCGCGUCGUCCACCUCGUCGUCCACCUCGUCGCAGGUGGCGGUGAGCGACAGAGGUGGCGUCGCCGUCACC